Messenger RNA from Lasiosphaeria miniovina, 2190 nucleotides. RefSeq lists its product as uncharacterized. Bases 156 to 1970 code for a protein of 604 amino acids. Lineage: Eukaryota; Fungi; Ascomycota; Sordariomycetes; Sordariales; Lasiosphaeriaceae. The record is from RefSeq and is a predicted model, not a curated record. The transcript has 2 exons.
CGGGAACCUAAACCAGUCCGCCUGCGCCAGUGGUUUCUCUCUCUUUAAGGCCCGAGGCGUUCGCUGCCCUGCCCUUCUUGUCUGGGCCCGAACUAGUCUGGUUUCACGAUGCAGUGGAUGCACCCCCGCGAGCCAGCCACGUUGCACCCUCCUCCAUGUCGAGUUCUCGUCAACAUCCAGUGAUGCAUCAUGGGGCAUCCUACUCGCCCGCCAUCCAUAGCCACGGCCAUGGCACGCACGGCGCUCACACUCAGGCUCACGCCCACGCUCACGCUCACGCCCACGGCCAUAGCCAUGCUCAUGCUCAUGCCCAUGCCCAAGCCUCCGUAACGCCCGAUAAUAGUCCCCCCUGUCCAUACGAGGACAAAGUUGUAAAAAAUGGCACGACGGCGCGGAUGGUGCUCAUGUUCCUGCGCGACCUCGUCGAGCAGCCCCCUUUCGCUCAGGUGCCACAGACUUUCACCUGCCCAAUGAUGAAGUGCUACGAGAAAUUCACGGUGCAGUUCCAGCUCAUCCAGCAUCUGUUGACCUGCCCCGAGCUCCCCAACGGCGAGUUCGACUGCGACAAGUGCAACAACUGGCACGAGUUCCCGACAGACGAGAAGGACUGGCUCCACUGGACAGGGUGGAGGUCUCAGCCAUCGUCGCAAGGGCCCAACAUCCAGCGAAAAACUAGCCUGGGUUCCAAAAUGAGAUACUUCACCCUCCGAAAGAAGGACACGUCGCGCAAGCCGAACCAGACCGACGCGGAGCUCAAGCAGGGCUUCUCCAUUGACACAAGGCCAAGCACUGCUGUUUCGGAGGCGCCAAGCACCCUCUCGGAUAGACAAGCGGAACAGCACAUGGGGUUUCACGGGCCAACGAGCUUCGCCGGCUUCCAGAAGCCUGACGUCCAUCACGGCCUUCCCGAGGUCGACCGUGCCAUCUUUUGGCCGGGGUUCAGUCCCAGCCAGAUGGAGUCGACGGUGUCGUCCAUCGCCCCCUCUACGUUUGACACGGAUCCGCCCAAGCCGGUUUCUCAAAACACGUCACAGACGACUUUAUUUACUCCGAGUCUAGUAGUGCCUUACCCGACCAACACCACGUCAGCACCGCCCUCGGGCAUUUCAAUGGCGGCUCAACCCUUCAUGUUCUCUCCACAGCCACUUCAUGGCGGGACGGGCUCGCUGUCAGGACACCGGGCUUCUAUAUCACGCAUGUCACUGGAUGAGCCCGAUACUCCCGGCGAUUCGGCCGUGGAGCCAAAAGACAGUGCCGGUUGGUGGGGCCCUAAGCCCGAAAUAGAAACACCGCGACCAACGCCGCCAGAGACUUGCUUCCACGUGCGAACUCCGGUAGCUGGGGUCCUGGCAGGGGAUAUCGGCGGUGACGCAUCGACUCCUACCUCCCCAUGCAGAAGCUGCGUCAUGGACCAGCGGCAUGUCUCUCCGUUCUAUGGCAUGCAGCAGGGAUCUCUCAAUCACCCCAUGUCCCGAACCCUCAGCCAAGAGUCAGCGCAGGUCAGCAUGUCCACUUUAUAUGAUCCAGGGCUGUCUGAAGGCAACCAGCUCGAGGGAUUCUCUCCGCACGGUGACCACAGCCAACACGCACUAGCAGCUCUGCGGAGAGGCCUCGAGUCGCCAAGCGAAGAGCUUGUCUGCGACGAAUGUGAGUGGAAGCCUCGCGGUGUCCGAGAAAACCUAAAGGGGUAUCUCCGCAAGCACAAGAACACACAUAAGGGUGCGAGGCUAGCCUGCGACUCGCCCGGCUGCACCAAGACAUUCAGCCGUCUCGAUAAUCUGAAGAAGCACAAGAAGGAAAAGCACGACGACUCCAGCGGCAUGCUACCGCUUAAACGUGUGGCGGAAGACUACGCGGAACAUAUUGAAGACGACGCAGAGAUAAAACGACCAAGCACGAGCGAGCUCGACAUCCGCAACGUGAAUGCAUCGGGAGACUAUUCCAUGCUAUGGCCGGCACUGCAUUUCUAAUUGCUUCCCUUUGUCAUUCGGUCGCAUUGCCCUAUCAAUUGUUAUAUUAGCUCUUGCCGUACGUAUACGCGUUUUGACAGCGCACAUUUCCUUGUGUAUUAGCAUUGUCGUUACUUGGUCUCUUGCCAUAUCAGACAGUGGCGGGUCUCAUUUAUUGUUCUCAGAAUCAGACAUGGGCCUAAUCGCCUAGGCAACAUGGCAUUUUCUUUUCGGAUACCAU